Messenger RNA from Lachancea dasiensis, 1449 nucleotides. The record is from the annotation of a GenBank genome assembly. NCBI's taxonomy places the organism in Eukaryota, Fungi, Ascomycota, Saccharomycetes, Saccharomycetales, Saccharomycetaceae.
AUGCCCUUGAGCAAGCAAAUUGGUAAGCUUAUUUCGAUCAGAAAGAUGUCAUCUGGUGUUAAACAUUACGAUUAUCUGGUAAUUGGCGGAGGCUCUGGCGGGGUUGCUUCAAGCAGAAGAGCAGCUUCUUAUGGCGCCAAGACGCUGCUAAUCGAAGCAAAAGCCAUGGGUGGAACCUGUGUGAAUGUGGGGUGUGUGCCCAAAAAAGUUAUGUGGUACGCCUCAGACCUAGCUACUCGCUUAGCUCACGCCAAUGAAUACGGUCUCUUCCAGGAGGCUGAUUUGGGUCGUGAAAAAUUGACGUUUAACUGGCCUCAAUUCAAGGAGAAAAGAGAUGCCUAUAUUCAGCGCUUAAAUGGAAUCUACGAACGCAACUUGGCCAAAGAGGGUGUUGAUUUUUUGUACGGAUGGGCCAAGUUCAACUCAGAAGGUCAGGUGGAAGUCACCAAGCAUGACAGCACUAAAGAAGUCUUCACUGCUGACCACAUCUUAAUUGCUACAGGUGGUACUCCAAUCAAACCCGAUGGCAUUGAGGGCCACGAAUUGGGCAUUGAUUCCGACGACUUCUUCAAACUGGAUAAGCAGCCCAAGAAAGUUUUGGUGUCUGGAGCAGGCUACAUUGGAGUUGAACUAGCCGGUGUUUUCCAUGGUCUGGGCACGGAAACGCAUAUGGUUAUUAGAGGAGAAACUCUGCUGCGUAAGUUUGAUGAAUCCAUCCAGAACACCAUCACAGACCACUACAUCAAGGAAGGUAUUCGCAUUCACAAGACUGCUAAGGUCGACAAAAUUGUGAAAGAUGAAAGCACCGGUAAAUUGAACGUUCAUUUAGACAAUGGCGAUUCGCUCAAGGAAGUUGACAGCUUGUUGUGGACUAUCGGCCGUAAAACGCUAAGUGGCAUUGGUUGUGACAAGGUGGGCGUUGAGAUCAACGACAAGGGACAAGUUAUUGUGGAUGAAUACCAAAAUACCACCGCACCUAACAUUUACUCUUUAGGUGAUGUUGUUGGUAAGGUCGAAUUGACCCCUGUGGCUAUCGCCGCCGGGAGGAAGUUGUCCAACAGACUAUUUGGUCCCAAAGAGUUUGCCAAUCAGAAGCAAGAUUACGAAAAUGUCCCAAGUGUUGUCUUUUCCCAUCCAGAAGCUGGUACCAUUGGCUUGACAGAACAGGAGGCCGUGGAGAAGUAUGGUAAGGAGAACAUCAAGAUUUACAAUAGCAAAUUCACCGCCAUGUACUAUGCUAUGUUAGAACACAAGUCUCCAACCACUUACAAACUAAUUUGCGCCGGCGAAAAUGAAAAGGUUGUAGGAUUGCACAUUAUUGGCGACUCCUCCGCAGAAAUUUUACAAGGGUUUGGAGUUGCGGUGAAGAUGGGUGCUACGAAGGCUGAUUUUGAUUCUUGUGUUGCCAUUCACCCAACUAGUGCCGAAGAGCUGGUAACGUUAAGAUAA